Messenger RNA from Kogia breviceps (pygmy sperm whale), 1413 nucleotides. Its product is annotated as peptidyl-prolyl cis-trans isomerase E. The record is from RefSeq and is a predicted model, not a curated record. Gene Ontology annotation, biological process: protein folding; protein peptidyl-prolyl isomerization. Gene Ontology annotation, molecular function: peptidyl-prolyl cis-trans isomerase activity; RNA binding. Gene Ontology annotation, cellular component: intracellular membrane-bounded organelle. NCBI's taxonomy places the organism in Eukaryota, Metazoa, Chordata, Mammalia, Artiodactyla, Physeteridae.
AGUGCGGGAGCAAGAUGGCUACUACCAAGCGAGUUCUGUACGUGGGUGGACUUGCAGAGGAGGUGGAUGACAAAGUUCUUCAUGCUGCUUUUAUCCCUUUUGGAGACAUCACAGAUAUCCAGAUUCCUCUGGAUUAUGAAACAGAAAAGCACCGAGGAUUUGCGUUUGUUGAAUUUGAGUUGGCAGAGGAUGCUGCAGCAGCUAUCGACAACAUGAAUGAAUCUGAGCUCUUUGGACGGACAAUUCGUGUCAAUUUGGCAAAACCCAUGAGGAUUAAGGAAGGCUCUUCCAGACCAGUUUGGUCCGAUGACGACUGGUUGAAGAAGUUUUCUGGGAAGACUCUUGAGGAAAAUAAAGAGGAAGAAGGGUCAGAGCCUCCCAAAGUGGAAACCCAGGAGGGAGAGCCCACUGUAAAAAAGGCCCGGUCAAACCCUCAGGUGUACAUGGACAUCAAGAUUGGGAACAAGCCAGCAGGCCGCAUCCAGAUGCUCCUGCGUUCAGACAUCGUUCCCAUGACAGCAGAGAAUUUCCGCUGCCUGUGCACCCACGAGAAGGGCUUUGGCUUCAAGGGCAGCAGCUUCCACCGCAUCAUCCCCCAGUUCAUGUGCCAGGGCGGCGAUUUCACCAACCACAAUGGCACUGGGGGCAAGUCCAUCUACGGGAAGAAGUUUGACGAUGAAAACUUUAUUCUCAAACACACGGGACCAGGCCUGCUCUCCAUGGCCAACUCUGGUCCAAACACCAACGGCUCCCAGUUCUUCCUGACGUGUGACAAGACGGAUUGGCUGGACGGCAAGCACGUGGUAUUUGGGGAGAUCACGGAAGGCCUGGAUGUCUUGCAGCAGAUUGAGGCCCAGGGCAGCAAGGACGGGAAGCCCAAGCAGAAGGUCAUCAUCUCCGACUGUGGGGAGUACAUGUGAGAGGGCAGCUGUCAGCCCGGGGGACCGGCAGCCAAGGUGUCCCGUUGGCAGCAAGCAGGGCUUUGUGUCCUGGCCCUUCCUUGGGGGCGGCGUGGGGCAGCUCCUCUGCAGGCACGGCCUGGGCCGCCUCUGGCUGUUCCCCAAGUGGGGCCGUGGGCCAGGGUGCUGCCCUCUGCACCGUGGAUGGCUGUGUGUGCUCUUUCCAGGCCAGGGCCUCUCCUGGGCCCACCUGUGUGUAUCCUAGACAUUUUCUUCUGGUAAAAUAAAUUCUAGUUUUUGUACUGCUGCCUCCAGCUAGUUCCUGGGAGUUGUCAGAGGUUGCAUCCAAAGCUAAACUGUCCCCCGAGACAGGUUGGUGAAGGAAUAGGAAAUAGCGUCUUCCUCACAGCUUUUCUUUCUUCCCUCGGGCAGUCCCCUGAGAUGUCGGGUGAUAUAUCUUCAAGCCAGAUACCCUUGUCAGACCAUUGUCAAGACCAUGGGAAUCAAAGACAGA